This is a messenger RNA of Notodromas monacha, 486 nucleotides long. Lineage: Eukaryota; Metazoa; Arthropoda; Ostracoda; Podocopida; Cyprididae. The record is from the annotation of a GenBank genome assembly.
AUGGUCUUGGAGAAGUUGCCAGGGUUGCUCAGCCCUAUUCUCGGCUCGUCGUCCGAAGUGGUUUUGCUGUUUACUGCGAUUUUGGCAAUUCUGGUCGUGUUUGUGUCCAUUUGGUGGCUCAUGUCUGAAAGGGUCAGAGCUCGUAACCAGCUUAUUUACUCUGCUGUGUCGAAAAGACCUGAUCGACAAGAUGUUGCUGAGGAAGACAACAAUUACAAUCCUCUCCCCAGUGGAGAAAAGUUCGAACAUAUUCCAUUCGAUUACCAUCGAUCGUCCACGGAAAAAAUGCUGGAAAGGUCCAACGAUUUUUACGAACUUAUGCAAAAACGGAGAUCGAUAAGAAAAUUCUCCUCUGAUCCCGUGCCUUGGUCUGUGUUGGAGACAAUUGUGNUACCAUCGAUCGUCCACGGAAAAAAUGCUGGAAAGGUCCAACGAUUUUUACGAACUUAUGCAAAAACGGAGAUCGAUAAGAAAAUUCUCCUCUGA